Molecule: messenger RNA, 987 nt
Organism: Mytilus trossulus (common blue mussel)
Lineage: Eukaryota; Metazoa; Mollusca; Bivalvia; Mytilida; Mytilidae
Exons: 4
Coding region: 104-862 (252 amino acids)
Source: RefSeq, a predicted model, not a curated record
UGAUUUUAAAGUAAGGAUCAAGAGUUUCACUUAAAAAAGCAACACCAGUUUCUGUAUUUACUUAGGUAAUCCUAAGUUAUUUGGAGAUCAUUUACCUUUUUAUAUGACCAACCUCACAUACAUUUACCCUAGCAUGAUCAGUAUCCAUCUUUUUUGUUGUUGCAGACUUUCAAAAUAUAUAACAGAGAAAACACCUGAUGAAAUGCCAGAUAUACCUAAUAUGGAGGAGAAUAUCAGACCAACAAAGAUAGCAGACAUGUUUAAUCAAGUUUACCAGAAUGUAUGGCCCAGAGCCUAUGAAAUAGCAAACGAGAAACUAAAUGAUGAAAAACUGUCCUGUGUUUAUUUGCUUACAAUAUUUAAGGAUUGUUGGGAGUUCUGCUGUGCUUUAUCUAGGCACCAGUUACACAUUUUAGAGAUGACUUAUCUAGUACCUUAUGGUCCUAACAUGAGUGUGGAGUCAACGUUCAACAUUCCUCAACUGUCAGUUAAAAACUUAAAGGUAGUAAAAGAAACAAGAAAACAUAUAGCUAAACAGACAAUAGCAAAUUUAUAUGGUUUAUUUAUGUCCCCAGAAUCAGGAACAGGAACCAAGGACAUACCCUCAGAGCUGGAACCCUAUGUAAGGUCCUGUUUGGAGGUCUGUUGGUAUAGUGCCAUCCAGGAUCCACCAUUAGGCUUUGUAUUUGAUACUGGUGUUAGUUGGGAGCUAGAUACAAACUGUUUUGAAAUGUUUACAAAAACUGGUAUCUAUGUUGACUUUAUUGUAUGGCCUGCUAUGCUUCUUCACAACCAUGGAGUUGUCUUACAGAAAGGUGUAGUCCAGGCUUUAGAUGAAAAGAGUCAUAGACCUCAACAAUAAUAUUUUCUGUUUUCAUUUAUAUAAACUUUAUAUGUUAAUAUUGCAGGUAUCAUUUUUUCGUUAUUGUUAUAUAAAUGUAACUUUAAUAAAAUAUACACAGUUAAUCAAAUUGUGAUUUAAACUUA